Messenger RNA from Corapipo altera (White-ruffed manakin), 323 nucleotides. RefSeq names its product 34 kDa spicule matrix protein-like. The record is from RefSeq and is a predicted model, not a curated record. NCBI's taxonomy places the organism in Eukaryota, Metazoa, Chordata, Aves, Passeriformes, Pipridae. The annotation marks the transcript as partial. The transcript is spliced from 2 exons.
GAGCUGGGAUUCCUUGGGAAGGAGCUGGGAUUCCUUGGGAAGGAGUUUGGAUUCCUUGGGAAGGAGCUGGGAUUCCUUGGGAAGGAGCUGGGAUUGCUUGGGAAUGAUCUGGGAUUUCUUGGGAAGGAGCUGGGAUUGCUGGGAAGGAAUUGGGUUGCUGGGAAUGAUCUGGGAUUGCUUGGGAAGGAGCUGGCAUUCCUUGGGAAGGAGCUGGGAUUUUUUUGGGAAGGAGUUUGGAUUCUUGGGAAGGAGCUGGGAUUUCUUGGGAAGGAGCUGGGAUUUCUUGGGAAUGAGCUGGGAUUUCUCAGGAAUGAGCUGGGAUU